Messenger RNA from Aspergillus saccharolyticus JOP 1030-1, 880 nucleotides. RefSeq lists its product as uncharacterized. NCBI's taxonomy places the organism in Eukaryota, Fungi, Ascomycota, Eurotiomycetes, Eurotiales, Aspergillaceae. The transcript has a single exon. The record is from RefSeq and is a predicted model, not a curated record. The annotation marks the transcript as partial.
AUGUACGUGAAUUCACCGCAGAGAUGCCGAAGUGACCGACCUGGAACAAACAAAGAAGAAAAACUGCAACCUUCGAUGGGAAGAAUACAAAAAGCGGAUUGUCGUCAAAAAGCACAAAAAACAAAGUAAACAUGAUAAACCCUUCCAGCACUCGAUCACUGAGAGGGUAUGGUAAGAAGACAAAAGGCAAAAAGAUAUGAUAGGGAACAUGUCUCGGCAUGAUAUGCGUGAUCCUUGCUGAGAAUUGAUGCAGCAACAGGACUCUUGACGGGAUUUCGAAGAUUCAGGAGGUCCAGAAAAAAAAAUCCAAGAGACCCUGGGCCCGCUCUGAGGUGUGCCCAUGUCAGACCGCAGUGACUUUGUACGAAUAGAUAACCUCAUCUGUCGUCCAUUCUUUGAAAACCGUGCAAGUCUCCGUGGUGAGCUCAAUGCCAGGCCACAAGGUCUCGGCUUCGCAGUCGGCUUUGGGGUAAACGGUGAUCUUGUACUUGCUGUCACUGAAGACAGCCUUGACCGAGUGGAUGCGGUAUCCUUCCUCCAUGUCGAAGUUGAAGCAACCGGUGGAAGUGUAGCCGGCAACUUCGUAGCCUUCGGCACCCCCUGCGGCGCCACACUCCGUGCCGUGCCAGGCGUUCAUGUCCCAGGCGGAGACAGUCUGGGUGGCUGCGAUGCAGCCGGCGAGCAAGUAAAGAAACUGCAUGUUGAUCAGGUAGUUGGCUGCGAGAUGAAGAGAAUUGAAAAGAUUAGGAGUAAGAAAGAAUCAGAUGUGUUCCUGUUAACAAAUAUCACUUGCAGAGCACCGACCUGCGUGCUUUAUAUGUUUCUAUCCCAAUCAUACAACCUCGCAACGACAACAUACCGCAGAGGAUUACUGCAUUUG